AUGUCCUCUCUCUCUCUUUCACAAGUUUUUCUCUACUCAUUUGAAGUUUAUUUACUCUAUUCCGACGACCACGACUCCUCUUCAUAUCUACUCUUUCCGACUCUCUUCUUCUUCUUCUUCUUCUUUUUCCGGUGACUGGAGCAGGAGAAGAUACAGAUUCUUUAUUCUAUCCAGAUUCUGGCAGCUAAAGGAAAAGUUGUUUGAAAUUUCAGAGUAGUUUGGUCCAUUGUGUUGUUGUUGUUGUAUGAAAAGAAGCUUUGAUAAAUGGAGACUAAUCAGAUUGAGGAAAUGGAUGUCGAAGUCUUGUCUUCGAUGUGGCCCGAAAAUGUUGGACCUGAAGCUGACAAACAGUUCAACGUCGAGAAACCUGCUAUAGAUUUAGACAUGUUGAAAGAAGUCACAAUCGAAGAGAAACCGACCAUUGCAGAUUUGACACGGUUACCAGAACUAUUGAGUUUGACUCAGCAAGGCUCCUCUCAACUAACCAACCUCGUGAAACAAUGGGAGUAUAUGCAAAACAACGCGGUUCGGCUAUUAAGAGAAGAGCUUAAGAAUCUCGAUAGACAGAGAGAAGAAGCUGAGGCAAAAGAGUUGAAGAUCAUUGAGGAGUAUAACUUUGAGAGCCACCAGCCUGAGUAUGUUUCGGUUUUGGAUGAGACGAGUGAUUUGUUCCGCGGGUUUAGGCAGAAGAGACGAGAAGUGUUGGUCGAUAGCAAGAAGAUUGAGAUCUAUGAGGAGUUUGAUAGCAAGAAAGUUGAUGAUGAGGAAAAUAGCGAGACAGUUGCUACUACUACGGAUAUGAAUGAAGCUGUGAAUUUCGAAAAAAGUAAACAAGAGGAACAGGAAGAAGCAGAAGUUAAAGAGGAAGAGAGCGAAAGCAGCAGAGUGAAAGAAGAAACAGCCGAAACAAAGGCUCAAAUAGAAGAAUUACCAGAGGAAGGAACAAAGAAGGAAGGGGUGCAAGGGAAGAAGGAAUCUCCAACAGCAUAGGCUGCAAGAGAACUCGAAGAAGAACAAGGUUAGGGAACAAGGUUUUGUUUCUUGUUCAUUUUCUUUCUGACAAAAGUGAAUAUAUUGAAAGAACUAAAUCAUAUA
This is a messenger RNA of Arabidopsis thaliana (thale cress), 1095 nucleotides long. RefSeq names its product calmodulin-binding protein-like protein. The transcript is spliced from 2 exons. Bases 265 to 990 code for a protein of 241 amino acids. The record is from RefSeq and is marked reviewed. NCBI's taxonomy places the organism in Eukaryota, Viridiplantae, Streptophyta, Magnoliopsida, Brassicales, Brassicaceae.